Gadus chalcogrammus (walleye pollock) is the source of this 5015-nucleotide messenger RNA. RefSeq names its product sialic acid-binding Ig-like lectin 14. The transcript has 7 exons. The record is from RefSeq and is a predicted model, not a curated record. The coding region runs from base 1784 to 2941 and encodes 385 amino acids. NCBI's taxonomy places the organism in Eukaryota, Metazoa, Chordata, Actinopteri, Gadiformes, Gadidae.
GGCCAAUAAACCGUUUUUUUCGACGCUAGCUUUAUUCAAAUUAAGCUGUGCACAUAAACGUACUGACUUGUUUACAGAUUACCUUAUCGACAGAAAACAUUUUCGGAAGGGAACAGUAUAAACUGGGGGAGUCUGAUUGGACUCUGGGGCUGGGUGAGGCUGCACACCUGUUGCACAUUGAGUAAUCAGUGGGCACAGGUUAAACCAGCCGUCUGCACUCGCACUUGGGGAGAUCUCCUGGAUGGCAGCGGAGCACCCUUUGUCACAAUGUCAGGCUUUUGUUAUAGACCACUAGAUGUCGCCAAUUCUGACUUUCUGUUCUGUGUUUUUUCCAUCUAAUUAUGUCUCUUGUUAAGCAGACUCACCGGCCCCAUGUUAGUCAUGUGAUUUGUUCAGGCAUUUUGUCUCACAGUAUUUAAGCCUGAUCUUUCCACUCUGUCUCUGUUGAGCCUUCACUGAACCCCCGUGAGUAAACCUUACUCUUGAACAGUAUUUGCUGAUUGCCUUCUUGUACUUUGACCCUGGACUGUUUUUCUACUGAGUUUGGGAUUACCCUUUUGAUUUGUUCGCUCUUUCUGGAUUGAUCUUGUUGCCAGCCUUUGCCUGUCUGUUUACCCUGCCUAUUGGAUUACCCUCUGGAUUUACUGUCGAUGUGCUUUGCCUUUUUGGAUUCUGGGACUGAGUAUUUUGUGUUUUUUGCUUUUUUUGGAUCUUCUGAGCUUUAUUGGAACUAGAUUUUUCUGAGGAAUAAAUACCUUAAAACUUUCUUUGCACUUGAGUCACCCUAGCUUUCUGAGUACCAUACCGUGACACCCUUGACAUGUUCAUUAUCACAUUUUUUAAAUAAACCAUAUUUUUAACACCACAUCCGUACAGGAGCCCAAAAUAAGUCACCUAGGUGGAGUGGGGCAGCGUCCUAGGUGGAGUAUAACAUGGACAUUUGCUACAGGCAGUAUUAACAGAGCAGUAUCAACAGUAUUAACAGAACAGUAUUAACAGUACUAACAGUUGUGCCGACCCUGUGGCUCGAGGAGACUGGGGGCGGGUCCCCUGCUCAUGUGUUGGAGGUCGUGGGAGGAGCCAGUGGCUCAUUACGGAGAGGUGGAAGCACCUGUGUCAUGUGAUCUCAGAAGCUGCCAUUUUGAAUGACGCCGUCUUCAAGCCCUCGACCCCAGUGCACUCGCUUUCCGUUGUGCAGGCUGCUCAACUUCCCGUUUUCUGUUCCAUUACCCUGCUUUGUCGACUCUGCACCACUACAUAACAUAACAUUAACAGAACUGUAUCAACGAGAUUAACAGAACAGUAUCAACAGUGUUAACAAAAGUAUCACCAGAGAACCGAAUGAACGGUGUUAACAUUAACAAAAUGAAUAGAAGUCAGUAUCAACAGUAUUACCAGUGAACAGUGUGAACGGCUUUAACAGUGUUUACAAUAGUAACAGUAUUAACAGAGACCAGUAUCAAUAGUAUUAAUAGAGAACAGUAUUAGCUGCAUUAACAGCGUUAACAGUAGUAGCAAUUAACAGUAUUAAGAGUAUUUACUAAUCGACAGUCUUUGCAGUAUUAAUAUUAGUUGAUUAUGGUUUUGUUGAACCUUUAAUCUCUAACUAUAUAUUCUUCCUGUAUGUUGGCUCAGCUCUAAGUUAUGACUCUGCUCAUGUACAUUUUAAUAAGUUCCUCAUUCACUCAUCUCACCAAGGCGUAGAGAGAAAGAUGAAGUAAAGCUUUUACUCUUCAGGAACUUCAUAUCAAGUCCUUCACCUCUAUCACUUCUGGAGGAGAACAUGACUGGAUCCUGGAGAGUAUUCCUGCUCUGUAGUCUCCUGCAAGGUGCUGGGUGUUACCAAAGAUUUGAGGCCCUAAUGCCAGAAAGAGUGACGACACUCAGUGGAUCCUGUGUUACCGUUCCUUGUUCCUUCACCUUGGAGGACAGGUAUAAAGACAAGCUACAUCAUGGAUGUAUACCAACAUGGAAAAAAGGAGAACAAUUGAUCAGUAAUACAACAUUCAGGGGAAAUCUAAAGGCGUACAACUGUACUACAACAUUCAAUAACGUACUUGAAGACAAUGUUCAAUAUUAUUUUAGAAUUGACUGUGGAGAUGGAAGAUGGGAGAUUUGGAAUCAACUCAAGUAUAGUUUUAAAGAAAACCCAGUGACCUUCAUGAUCAAGGGGCUCCCUGAUGCACCUCGUUUGACCCCCCCCAAGGAGCCGGUGGUGGAGGGGACUCCUGUGGAGCUGGGGUGCUCUGCCCCGUCCUACUGUGACACCCACCCCCCCACUGUGACGUGGACCCCCGCCCUGGGGCUCAGCACCCAGCUCCAGCAGAACGAUACCGUGACCUCCACUCUGACCUUCAAUGCCUCCCUCCUCCACCAUGGAAACAAUGUCUCCUGCACUGCGGCCUACUACAUACCAUCUGGGAACAAAACUGUGACGUCUACAAUAUACAAGAUACUCAGUAUCUCAUAUGCCCCCAGGAACACCUCUGCUGUCGGCAGCCCGUGUCUUCCAGCCAGAGAGGGAGGCUGCCUGAACCUGACCUGCUCCAGUCAUGCUAACCCUGCUGUCAGCGAGGUCACCUGGUACCGAAUACACAGAGAACACAUCCUUAAGAUCGGGACUGGAUCUUCUCUGUCCAUCCAGCUGUGGAACGCCAAUAACGUUUUCUUCUGUGAGGUCCGGAAUGACUUUGGCACAGAAAAGUCUACUGUCUACAAGAUCGACAUUCAAAUUCCUUCACAGAUCUUUAAUAUUCCAGACUUGGUGCUAUGCAUUGGCAAAUCUGCUGUGAUAUUCGUGGGCAUAGUGUGCGUGGUCGUGUGUAUUAUAAGAACUCGGAAAGUGGGUGAGGAGACGCGGUCCUUUAACGCUGCCACUGUGAAGCGAGCCCCCCCAGACGAGGAGGAGUCCCAGGUAACGUGGAUACAAGCUCCACACUGACCUCUGGGAUAUUUGUGGAGCUCUGUUGUGUUUGAAGACCCAUUCUGUGUCUCAGGUCAUCUUCGGAUGUAGUAUAUAACUUUUUUUUAAUAAGUUGAUAACCAUCGGUGUCAGUGGCAGCCUGCCCUAUACGCUGAGUAUGCAGUUGUGUGGACCAGCUAAGCCAGUUCACAAAAGUUAAUUAAUUCUCUAAUUCAAGAUCCAUUCUGAAGGGGUUAUGUUGCCCUCUGGUGGUGAUUUGCAUUCACAGCCCAGGUAGAGAAGGCUUGUAGUUGUCCAGAGUGAAUUUUAACGCAAUAUAUACUGUUUCUUACAUUGUGUAAAACAUGACAGCAAAUCUAUUGAAAUUAAUAAAUGUAUUAAUUGUAAUUCCAGCCUUUUGGCCAAAUAAACAUUGGUCAAGUUUCUACAAGGUUUUAUAGCAAUGUCUAAUGUUGAUGUGUAGCCAUCUCUUUUAAACAAUUGCAGUCUUCAGUUGUUGUUUUUUAAGUCACAGUUUUCAGCUCAAGGCAAGGAGCGGCCCCAAAAAAAAGUCUUGCCUCGGGGCCCCUACUGCCUAGAGCCAACACUGACAAGUAGCAUACCUUGGGGCCCAUGGUACCAACCAGUCUUCCUGGUCAGUAUUAAACAAGAGCAGUGUUUACAGUAUCAAGAGAGAACAAUAUAAACAGUGUUAUCAGAUGACCGUAUAAUCAGUAAGCAUUUUCAGGAGGGGACAGUAUAAACUGGCAGAGUCUGAUGGGACUCUGGGGCUGGGUGAGGCUGCACACCUGUUUCACAUUGAGUAAUCAGUGUGCACAGGUUAAACCAGCCGUCUGCACUCACACUCGGGGAGAUCUCCUGGAUGGCAGCAGAGCACCCUUUGUCACAAUGUCAGACUUUUGUUAUAGACCACUAGAUGUCGCCAUUUCUGACUUUCUGUUCUGUUCUGUGUUUUUUCCAUCUAAUUAUGUCUCUUGUUAAGCAGACUCACCUGCCCCAUGUUAAUUAGUCAUGUGAUUUGUUCAGCCAUUUUGUCUCACGGUAUUUAAGCCUGAUCUUUCCACUCUGUAUCUGUUGAGUCUUCACUGAACCCCCGUGAGUUAACCUUAGUCUUAAACAGUAUUUGCUGAUUGCCUUCUUGUGCUUUGACCCUGGACUGUUUUUCUCCUCUGAGUUUGGGAUUACCCUGUUGAUUUGUUCGCUCUUUCUGGAUUGAUCUUGUUGCCAACCUUUGCCUCUCUGUUUACCCUGCCUUUUGGAUUACCCCUUGGAUUUACUGUCAAUGUGCUUUGCCUUUUUGGAUUCUGGGACUGAGUUUUUGUGUUUUUUGCUUUUUUUUAAUAUUUGGACUUUGUUUAUGUUUUUGGAUCUUCUGAGCUUUAUUGGAACUUUAUUUUUCUGAGGAAUAAAUACCUUAAAACUUGCUUUGCACUUGAGUCACCCUAGCUUUCUGUGUACCAUACCGUGACACCCUUGACAUGUUAAUUUUCACAUUUUUCAAUAAACCAUAUUUUUAACACCACAUCCGUACAUCCUCUGUCUGGAGGAGCCCAAAAUAAGUCACCUAGGUGGGGUGGGGCAGCGUCCUAGGUGGAGUAUAACAUGGACAUUUACUACAGCCAGUAUAAACGGAGCAGGAUCAACAGUAUUAACAGUGAUUAGUAUCAACAGUAUUAACAGAGCAGUAUUAACAGAGAUUAGUAUUAACAGUUCGACUGCGUCUCGAGGAGACUGGGGGCGGGGCCCUGCUCAUGUGUUGGAGGUCGUGGGAGGAGCCAGUGGCUCAUCACGGAGAGUUUAGUAUCAACAGUAUUAACAGAGAUUAGUAUUAACAGUUGUGCCGACCCUGCGUCUCGAGGAGACUGGGGGCGGGUCCCCUGCUCGUGUGUUGGAGGUCGUGGGAGGAGCCAGUGGCUCAUCACGGAGAGGUGGGUGGAUGGGUGGAAGCACCCGUGUCAUGUGUUCUCAGAAGCUGCCAUUUUGAAUGAUGCCGUCUCCAAGCCCUCGACCCCACUGCACUCGCUUUCCGUUGUGCAGGCUGAUCAACUUCCUGUUUUCUGUUCCAUUACCCUGCUUUGUCGACUCUACACCA